CGCCGCCAGACCCGUCCCGCCAGACCCGUGGGAUAGCAGGGGUUUCCUACUAGUUAAGAAGUGAAAGGUUAACCCAAGAAGACGUUCGAAAGUGUAUCAAUCAAUGAAGCUAUCAUCAACACUGAAUUUGAACCCUCUCACUUUUCAAUCCAAAUUCAAAUUCACACUUUCCAUUCUCAACUCUUUUUCUUUCUCUUCUCUCUCCAACCACGAUACCACCCAAUGCAAUCGCAAUUUCAACAACAACGCCAUCGACAGAAUCCUUCUCCGCAUUCGCACUUUAUCCGAACUUUCCAAUCAUCAUCACGAUGAACCUACCCGAACCCUACCGCCACAUCAAUUUUUGCAGCGACAAUGGCUUCGCUCCGAUGACGCGAUUUUUCCAUCGGAGAACAACGAAGAAAGGGUAUUGAAGAAGAAAAAGAAGAAGAACGAAGUGAUGGCACAGUGUUUGGCGGAAGAAGAACUGAAUCGAUUGCGAACAAUCGGAAUGCAUCUGAAGGAGAAAAUUAGUAUCCCUAAAUCUGGUCUCACGCGUCCCGUCCUACACAAAAUUCAUCAUCAGUGGAACAAUAAUGAGUUGGUGAAGCUCAAGUUUCAUGAGUUUCUUUCUCAGAAUAUGAACCUUGCUCAUAACAUCGUUCAGCGUCGAACCGGAGGAAUAGUUAUAUGGAGGUCAGGAAGUGUUAUGUGGGUGUAUCGCGGAGACAACUAUCAAGGGCCAACAACCAAUACCAAACAUAAUUCAAAGAGUGAAUCGGUUGUGUGGAAUCAACAACAGCAUGAUAACAUGACGCCCGAGGAGAUGGAGUUUAACCGGAUGCUUGAUGGUUUGGGUCCUCGUUUUGUUGAUUGGUGGGGUACAGGAAUACUUCCUGUUGAUGCCGAUUUGCUUUCCCCUAUAGUUCCUGGUUACACAACACCUCUUAGGCUUCUUCCCACCAAAAUGCAUCCGCGACUCACCAACGACGAGCACGCAAAAAUGCUGAAACUUGCCAAAGCUCUUCCUUGUCAUUUUGCCUUGGGGAGAAAUAGAAAUCUUCAAGGUCUAGCAUGUGCUAUUCUUAAGCUUUGGGAGAAAAGUUUGGUUGCAAAGAUUGCUGUCAAGCUUGGUGUCCAGAAUACCAACAAUGAACUGAUGGCUCUGGAGUUGAAGAAAUUAACAGGAGGUACCUUGCUGCUAAGGAAUAAAUAUUACAUUGUAAUAUAUCGCGGGAAGGAUUUCGUUCCAGCUAAUGUGGCUGCCAUUUUAUCGGAAAGACAGCAAUUGAUGAAACAGGUGCAGGAUGUUCAGAAGAAGGUGCGAUGCAGAGCUAUUGAUGUAACUGGGGAAAAUGAAAUAAAUACCCAAGCAGGAUUGUCAUAUGAGUUCAAUGAGGCUCAAGCAUUCCGGGGAGGGGAAGUAUCACCUGUAGAAUGUGAGAAGAUGAUGAAAGAGGCUGCUGAAGCGAGUAAUGUUAGGCUUAUGAAAAAAAUGGAACGCAAACUAGUUGUUAUACAUGAAGAGGCCGAUGUCAAAAUAGAUGCAUCUCUGGUUCCAGCUAGUCCUGAUAAUAGGAGGGAAAAAAUCACAGAUGAAGAACGUGUUAUGUUCCGUGUGGUUGGUUUAAAAAUGAAGGUGUACUUACAACUUGGUACACGUGUUGUUUUUGAUGGUGUCAUUGAGAAUAUGCAUUUGCAUUGGAGGCAUCGAGAGCUUGUUAAAUUAAUAACAAGAGAAAAAAACCUUGCUUUUGUUGAAGAAAUAGCUGGUUUACUGGAAUACAAGAGUGGUGGUAUACUGGCAGCAAUAGACAGACUUCCCAAAGGAUUUUCUCUUAUUUACUAUCGUGGGAAAAGUUAUAGGCGGCCAAUUACUCUCCGACCUAGAAACCCUUUAAUGAAGGCAAAAGCAUUGCAGUGUUCAACAUCCAUGCAACGACACGAGAGUGAGGAUGAAGGCUUAUCAUCUAGGUGAUUUUGAUGAUAGUUGAAGAAAGUUAUUGGGAUGACUAAGAUUUCAAUCUCUUUGACCAGGAAAAUGGUGGGUUUCCCGGCAUUUUACAGUUCUUUCUUUCAAAACCUUAUAGGUUUUAUGCUACCUUUAUGCAAAUAUGUCAACCCGCCAUCACAGAAGAUGGUGGAUUUCUCCUUUGAAGGCGGGUUGAUAUAUAUCACUCAAACUGUAAAAUGGGGGGAAGGAAGUGGAAAGAGGGCGGAAGUAACUUGCCCUAAAAGUAUAUUCAACUCCUAGACCGUUAUAUGCCCAAACUAGCCCAAACUAGUCUUGACUAGGAGACAAUAUUUUCGAGACACCAAACUAGUCUCACAUUGUUUGAGAAAUGAGAUAAGAAUAAUUUAUAUAAAACACUCAUAUUUCUCAAUUCAACUAUGUGUUUUUCAUAAAUGACAAACUGUGACAUAUUCUCACAUUUAAAGCAGACAAUACCUCAUGAUCCUUGUAGUCAACGAAUUUGAGAAUAAUUGGAACAUACUCCAACCAACAACCUUUCCUCAAAUUGAAAUUGUAUGAUACAACUAUCUAUCAAAAAUAUAACCCCUGACCCCUCAUUUUUUUUAAAAUAAUAAUAUUUAGUCAUGCAUGCCUUACUAGCAAAACUAAUUAGGUAGAAAUAAAAAAAAUAGCAUUGUCUUUGUUUUAUUCACGUUUGAAUUUUUUGCAAGCAAAUUAUUGCUUCUAUUCUUAAAAGCCUGAAUGUAUUGAUUAACUUGUUGCUUUAGUAUGUGUUUGUUUCUACGAUAAAAAUAGUUAAUUUGGAGUAAAUUAGUGCUAUAAAACUGAUUUUAACUAAAAAAUGAGUUAAAGAUAAAAUAAUUUGGUUUAAUAAAUUCUUGCAAAAAAAAAUGAAUAAUAAAAUUUAAUAUAGAAGUAAAGUUUAGACUAAAAAAAGUAUAAAUUUUACCUUCAAUUAAAAUCAACCCUAAAAAUAAAAUCAACUCUAGUUAAAAGGAACCAACAUGUCAAAAUCAAUUAUAUACUUGUAGAAUCAAUUCUAAAUUGCUCCAACCAUAAAAAGAAUUGGAAUUGAUUCCAAAAAGUAGUAGUGAAUACUUUCUAUGAAUUUAAAUCCAAACCUUUCACUAAUUUUGUAUUACUUGCCAUGAAUAGAGAAGGAAAAAUUCUACCAACUUUUCUUCUUUAACGUCCUACCCUUCUUGUUUCUCUUACUUUUCUCCUUUGCUCAACAAAAAUAAAAUUCUAAAUUAUCAGCAUCCUAAAUCCUCUUGUUUUCCAUUUCUGCGUGUGUGGUGAAGUUUGAAGUUUGUUCGAUCGCACACUACACACACAUCAACAAUCUUGACUCAAGAUGAUGCGGGAAAAGCCGAAAAUCGAACUGCAAAAGUGUAACGUUGAGAAGAAUCAGAAAUCAAAAGGCUUUCAGAUUGAAGGUCUCAAAAUCACAUGCCCCAUCUACAAGUGUCAACAGAUUCAUGCAGAGUUGAUAAUGGUCAUUUAUAUUUGAACAGUAACCACUACUGUGAUUUUCUUGAUUAAGAAACUCGUCAACUAAUGCUGGAGAAAGUGAUGUGUUAGUAUAUAACUCACAUCUCCCAAACUUUGAAACCACUAACUUUCCCUAACUUUAGUCCAUUUUGAUAGAGAUAGAAGAGAAAAGGAGAGGGAAAUAUGAUGUAAGAGAGAUGAAUCUUAGAGAGAUAUGGAGACAAAGUUAGAGGGAAGUUCUCACCAAUAAGUUAGAGGAUCCAUACCCCUACUACUGUGUAUUCAUGUCUAAAAAUUUUCUAAAGACAAACUUUAGUAAAUGCUAUUAGAUGUUGUGAAGUUA
This is a messenger RNA of Vicia villosa (hairy vetch), 3788 nucleotides long. RefSeq names its product CRM-domain containing factor CFM3, chloroplastic/mitochondrial-like. Lineage: Eukaryota; Viridiplantae; Streptophyta; Magnoliopsida; Fabales; Fabaceae. Gene Ontology annotation, molecular function: mRNA binding. Bases 104 to 1957 code for a protein of 617 amino acids. Gene Ontology annotation, biological process: RNA splicing, via transesterification reactions. The record is from RefSeq and is a predicted model, not a curated record. The transcript is spliced from 9 exons.